UUUGCUUUUAGCGUCAAAAUCGAGAUCAAACCAACAAGCUGGGGGACGACCAAGGCCAAGCUGCCUAAGCCUACUGGGUAAAAAGCCGCGCCACUUAAUUAUAUAAAGGAGCAAAUCCGGUAAAAAAGAUUUUAUCUGUCAGAACAGAAACGAAGGCAGCCCUAACCACUGACAACGUAAUCGAGAGCGAAAUGCCUGGAUCUGGGGGCAGACUGCGUCCGACCGAAGCGACGGGCUGAAUGGGCCGCGGUUGUUGAAUGGCAAGCACAGAGUGGGGAUGCUGUUAUCUGCUUUAUCUCAUGGACCACUGAAUGUCGGCUUCGCAUCUCUCAGGGAGAGCUCUCACUCAUCGGGGAACUGGCGUGAAAUUCCACACGCACCAUGCAUCGCACGCUGGCGGCUCUGCUGCCCGUCGCCCUGCUGCUUUCCAUCAGAGGCUGCUCCUCCGGCGCCCUUUCGACCACCCUCGUCCCCGAGCCCGGAGUAACGCACCAGUCGGUGCCACAAAUUUUAAUAUCCAUCGAAGAGAGAUUGAAAGCAUUGGAUGAGGCCUUCAGGGGGCGGACGCAGCUGAAGAAGCAGCCUGUGGACAAGGAGGUGGACCUUGAAGGUCUGGCGCGGAGACUGGAGGCGGUCGAAACGCGCCUGUCGAGGAUCGAGGCCUCACUGGACACAAGACUGAAUACUUUGUCGGAAAACUUAGGGAGACGACAAGGCAAAGACGAAAUGAAUGCAGAAACGACAAACCAAAAGCUGCAGACCAUUUCUGACACGAUCUUCAGCAAGAUGGGCUACUUGGAGGCCAAGCUGGACGAGAAGUUCAACUUGUUAGCCAGCAAAAUUGAGAAAUAUCCAACUGAAGUGCAGGGUACGAUUGCAUCAAAUGAAAAACAUCUAAACAAGGAUAUGGCGACAGUUGAGAAAAAAGCCAAUGAAAUCCUGGAGAAAAUCAAAAGUUUUGAGAGCAGACUUUUCAGCUAUGUUGCAGAAGGCCACAGGACAAUUAAGGAGUUGAUAAAAAGUGAAAUGAAAAUGCUAGAUGCAAACGAGAGACAGAUCGGCUACGACCUAUGGGGAAAAUCUUUGUCGAUUGAAAAGCAAGUUCAGCAGUUGUCUGUGGUCACCAACCUCACUCACAAUAGCAUCCUGGAAUUGAACAGAAGGACUGGACAUCAUGGCUCCAGCCAUCGACACCCCCAUUACGCGCCACAAAUUUCAGAAAGUCCAUCGUUCGGCAGUGAUACUAGAGUUCUUCAAAAACUUAAUCAGAUAGGAAGGGAGAUCGAUUUCAGACUGAGCAGCCUGCACGACGUGCAAAACCAAUUCAAAACAAGUUGUCGCCGAAUCCAGGAUCGAGAGGAGCAAACCGAGAAGUCUAUUGAAAACUAUUUAAUCCUGAUCUAUGAAAAGUUUUACAAUGAGACAAAUGAAACGAAGAGAAUGGUAAAUGCCUACAAUGAAAACAACUCGCAGAACUCAGACAUCUUAUACAAACUCUUGGAAAAGCAGCAAACCAUGCAAAGUUCUUUGAAGAAAAAUGAAGAUGUGAUCAUUGGGGAUGCGAAGAACAUGUUCAAAGCCCUGAAUGUAUUAAAAGACGAAAUGUUGAAAUAUUUCAGGGAAUUCAACACUGAAAGCGUAGCUUCCAAAGUAGCUGAAGAUCUAAAGCCAAUAUUGCUGAAGUUUGUCGACGAGUCGGUCUUGGAAACUAGGUCACCUUCAAAGGAUUCGGCCAUUUUCCAAGAAUUGGAAAAUAUCAUCUCGCAAAACAAGAACAUUUCAGCGCUCACCACCUCUCUAAGUGAGAAGAGCACGGCUAACGGACUCUCUAAUUCCACCGAAUCCCAGAAAGACCACGACUUUGAUUAUGUAUAUUAAUGGAUUAACUACAUUAAAAUCAGAAGUCGAAUGAGGUACAUUAUAUAAUAUAACAAA
Cloeon dipterum is the source of this 1935-nucleotide messenger RNA. RefSeq lists its product as uncharacterized. NCBI's taxonomy places the organism in Eukaryota, Metazoa, Arthropoda, Insecta, Ephemeroptera, Baetidae. Bases 382 to 1878 code for a protein of 498 amino acids. The transcript has 8 exons. The record is from RefSeq and is a predicted model, not a curated record.